Messenger RNA from Musca vetustissima, 1679 nucleotides. RefSeq lists its product as uncharacterized. The record is from RefSeq and is a predicted model, not a curated record. The coding region runs from base 27 to 1679 and encodes 550 amino acids. Lineage: Eukaryota; Metazoa; Arthropoda; Insecta; Diptera; Muscidae. Gene Ontology annotation, cellular component: extracellular region. Gene Ontology annotation, molecular function: chitin binding. The transcript is spliced from 7 exons.
AAAAUAAACGGCACACCACCGGCAAUAUGAAUUUCAUUGUGAUCGGCAUGCUAAUAAUGCAGGCUGCAAGAUUGGCUUGCGGGACAUGUGUUUUAGAAUCCGAUUUUGGUUUUAUACUCAAUUGUAAUUUCAAAAAAUCUGGACUCUUUCGUGUAAGAAAUUUGGGCGGCCUUAAGGCGCACUUUGGUUUAGGUUUCAGUCUGGGCGAUGAACUUGGUUUCCCUGAGUCCUUGGGCAAUGUUGAAGGAGGUCGUCGCCGUUCGAUUGGCUACAAAAAUGGACCACCACCGAAUGUUGGUGUGCUGCCGGCCAAUCAACAGCCCUCGGCACAAUCCCUUAUGGACAAACGUAUUCAAUCCCGAUCACCCAUGGUCAUAAGUCCCGAACUAAGAGAAUCGCUGCAAAAAGAAUUGGCAGCAAAACGAUCACAACAAAAACCUCUUAUGACAGAAGCCCGCCCACUACCUCUCGGCGUACCCGCUUUCAAACCCAUACCACAAAAACAACUUGCCGCAAUUCCCUUCGCCGAACGUCGUUCACAAAGUGUUGCUGUCGAUACACCCAACUCCCGAAUGAGUAUCAAUAACAAAUUGGUCGAUCAGUACACGCAACAGCUGAACAAUAAUCGCACCUUCCAUCCUCAGAAUGCAGUGAUGAUCUCGAAACCCAUGGCUGUGCCGGCGUUCCAAGCAAUGCCAAGUUCGGUAAAUAAAAUUACAGCUGUCCUAAAAACUCCCAAGCCUAGCACAGCUCCCGCCAUUGCCAAUCAUCCGAAUUACUUACAAUUCGAGGAGCCAAAAUUCGAUAUGAAAGAUAUCACCGUUGAGGAAUUGGCCAAGGCGGCCAAUGUCAGCGUGGAAACCAUUAAACAUGCCAUUUAUGUUCGGGAGCAACAGCUAAAGGCUGAACAUCGUGCUAUGUUGGCCGCUAAGCUACGUGAGGAAUUUAUGCGUACGUCCACAAGUUCUACAAGCACCACCACUACUACCACAACAACAACGACGACUACUACGCCAAGACCGCCACAGGUCAACCAUUUUGCGGAGGAGAAUAAUUUCGUUCAAUCGGAAAGUAAAAAUUCGAAGGUCAUGAACGCCCCCAAGGAAUAUUACCCAGUUGGUUAUGACAAAAACUUCGAUGAUAAUUUCAAAUCGAAGGUGGAUCUGCCGCCCACAUCUUUCUCUUGUGCCAAACAGAAACAUUUCCCUGGCCUGUAUGCCGAUACGGAUUUGGGUUGUAUGGUCUUCCACGUCUGUGCCCUUACCGAUGAUGGUAUGGUCCGCAAAUCGUUCCUCUGUCCCGAGAAUACCCUCUUCGAUCAGACCAUACUCAAAUGUAACUGGUGGUUCUAUGUCGAUUGUGCCUCAUCGAAAAGUGUCUAUGAUUCGAAUAUACCAAUUUCGAAAAGUUAUCAACUUAUGAAAUCAUUGACCUAUUUUUCGAAAUACAAUAAACAGGAUGGAGAUGAGGAGAAAGCAGAUGGCGCCACCUCAAAUCGUGCUAUAGGUGGAGGUCUGGAUAUACAAAGUCUGAAGGAUAGUAUGGAUGAAGAAAAUCGUAAAACAUCAACCACAACAGCAGCAACAACACCCAGUGCUGAUGAGGAUGGAGCUGAGUUAAGUAAAUUUGUCAAUUCACAACUGACAAUGGAAGACGAGCAGAACAAGCAACAGUCAUAA